Molecule: messenger RNA, 4287 nt
Organism: Paramormyrops kingsleyae
Lineage: Eukaryota; Metazoa; Chordata; Actinopteri; Osteoglossiformes; Mormyridae
Source: RefSeq, a predicted model, not a curated record
GGUUUGACUUCUGAGAUUCAGAUCAAGUUCUAGGUCAUUUUUUUUCAAAGUGGUUGGUUCGACUUUUAAGAAAUUCGAGUUCUAAUGAGUUCGAGAACUGAGGUACCACUGUACAUCAAUAUGGAACUGGUCCCAGCUUUGCAUGGCUACCACUCUUCAGGGAAGACUUUCCACAAGAUUUUGCAGAGUAUCUGUGGGAAUUUGUGCCCAAUCAUCUAGAAGAGGAUUUGUGAGGUCAGGUACUGAUGUUGGACGUGAAGGCCUGGCUUUCAAUCUCCAUUCUAGUUCAUCCCAAAGGUCAGGACUCUGUGCGGGGCAGUCAAGUUCUUUUACACCAAACUCACCCAACCAUGUCUUUAUGGACCUUGCUUUGUGCACUGGGGCACAGUCAUGCUGGAACAGAAAAGGGUCUCUCCCAUACUAUUCCCACAAAGUUGCUGUCCAAAUUGUCUCGGUAUGCUGAAGCAUUAAGAGUUCCCUUCACUGUAACUAAGGGGCCUAGCCCAUCCUCUGAAAAAGAAUCCUACAUCCUUAUCCCCCCUCCCCAUUAUCCCUCCUUCUGGUUCAACCUUGGCAGCCCAUUCCAUGAAGCCCAUUCCAUGAAGCUCCUGGUGCACAGUUUUUGGGCUGGGGUUAAUGCCAGAGGAAGUUUGGAACUCCACAGUUAUUAAGUCAACAGAGCUUUGGCGACUUUUCCACACUAUGCUCCAACAGAGCACUUGGCGACCCGCUCUGUUACUUUACGUAGUCUGCAACCUCAUGGCUCAGUUUCUUUUGUUCCUAAAUGCUUCCACUUUGCAGUAAUCCUGCUUACAGUUCCUAACAGGGAAAAAAAUUCCCUGACUUAACGCAAAGGUGACAGUACCACGCUUGAAUUCACUGAGCUCUUUAGAACGACCGAUUCUUUCACAAAUGUUUGUAAACCUGAUUGCAUGGGUAGGUGUUUGAUUUUAUACAACUGUGACAAUGGGUCUGAAUGAAACACCAUAAUGACCUUGAUGAUGAGAGGUGUGUCCCAGUGCUUUUGAUAGUGUAUAUUAUGGGAAACAGCUCAUGAACAGAAAGGUCAUCACCUCGAUCGCGGCGGUAGACUAGCUUUUUAGUCCUCAGUUAUAUUUUUUCUUUUUUCCUGUUGCAUUCUGGGAGAAUCUUUGCAGUUGUGUCAGCUUUGUGUUUGGAUGCCAUUCUGAUUGCCAGUGGUAAAUAGCUAUGUGUCACUUUUCUGAGCAUCAAGGCUGAUAAUCAGACACUCUAUGCAAACUAUAGCAUAAACGAUGUCAGAGGAGCAGGGCAGGGGUAAUAAACACAGGGAAAGUCACCAUGAAGCUUUGGAGAUAUGAUCUGCAGUAAAGGUCUGCCAGUGGGUCAGUGAUGACCUGAGGCCUCCCUGCGUAUUGCCUUUGUUCAGGUCACUGGGGCCACUUUUCCCUGUUAGAGGCUGUUCUUAGAUGUGUGUCAGCAAUGGAGGUUUAUUUACAAACACAUGUUCUAGUAUUCAGCCGUUUCAAAAUAAAAAUGCAUUUUUAUUAGGAUAAUCCCACCUGUGACGGUGCUGUUUAACUGCCUUAUACUGAAUUUUGUUGCCUUUCUGCUAACUCAAACACAAUGUGUAGCUCAUUAUCACAGCACAGUGCUGUUAAUAUCACUAGCAAGGAAACCAGGAGCACUGAUUCCUAUGGAGGGUCUGCAUUGGCCCCACUCUCUUGCAGGAACACGCCCCCUCAGACAGGCUGAGUAGCAAAACAUGCUGCGACAUGGCUGAUCUUAGUCGGGGAGACUGAAACAAAUGACUGUCUGCUUAAAUUAAUAUCCUUAUUGCAUUAUUUCAGACUGAGCUGUCACUUUCCAACCACUUUCUAUUUAUAUGGUAACUUUACUCUAUUUUGAUUUUUUAUUUAUUUAUAAAUUUCUGUUUUCUGUUACUUUUAAUUCCCUUCCCUUAACUUUUUACAGCUCCCUCUAUUUCUCUGUACUAUGCACUGGGACUUGCAGAAUCACAAUCCCUACCUUUACGUUGCACAGUGUGUUGAUGUAUAGGAAUAAUAAUAAAAACUUUGAAAUUGAAACUAAUUGAAUAAUAUGAACCUGAUUUUGAUGCCGGGGCAAUAGACAAACAAAGCACGAAGGCAUUCGAAAGCCUUGGUGCUUGGUCCUACUUCAAGAGGAAAUUGCAGUGAUGAGGACACCAAUGGAUAUUCUGAGAACAUGUGGACAGGUUUGUACAAAUCUUUUUAUUUUAUUACAACUUUUGGUCAGAAUUGACUACCUUUUGCAUGGAUUCCAGAUAGACUGACCCCUCGUCCGCAUUUCACCCAGACAGCUCAGAUUUCCAGCCUCUGUCCAAACAUGAAGCUCGGACUGAAUUAUUUAAAACAUGUAAAUCAGCCGGGGGUGGGGUAGGCGGGCUAUAACCUGAGUCUGUGGCUUAGUGGGGGUCCAGUAAAAUGUAUGAGCCAGGUACAAGAGAUUAACUCUUUCUGGUAGAUGCUCAGAUCGUGCUACUGUCCAGUUCUGAGAAGGAACGGGCAAGUCUCGUCUUUAUGAUGCCCCAGUGACUGUGAAGACCCCUGUCCCAACUUUGCAGUUAAUUUCUGGGGCAUCGAAUGAAUCACAUGUCUGUCUCGAGUGCUUUUGCAGCACAUCUGAGUGGGCCAGUCAUGCAGGAGGAACUGGAGGAAAACGGAGGAAGCCGGACCCGAGGACAUGACACUGUGCACAAAGUACAUUGUCCACCGUUAGACGUGAAGGCACCAUGUCGUCGGCCUCUCAAUGAUUCACUCAGGCCUGACUGAUCUGGCGUGGCUUCACAGCACGACAACAUGCAUUGGAGAUUCCAACCAAAGGCGUGCAUUCCAGAGAAGGCAUUUGCAUUGGGCACUGCUGACUCUGUCCUCAGGGCACUGCUGACUCGGUCCUCAGGGCACUGCUGACUCGGUCCUCAGGGCACUGCUGACUCGGUCCUCAGCUUUUGUGGCCUCACCUUUGACCUCAGCUCUUCGAUCGAGGGGGAUUUGCAUGUUUUCACUGUGAUGGCGCUGAAGGUCUCUCUGAAGCUAUGAGCAGCUCAUAAAAAUCCCCAGGCUUGAAGCUCCUUUGCAUCUGCCCACUGAAUGCGCCCAGGCUUUGUAGAGCCUCGGCACACGAGGAGAGAUUUGGUGAGAGGCACGACCACUGUGAGGCCCGAACACUCUGUGACGAUGGUGAGGACUCACCCACAACCGUAGCUCUAAUCAUCAGGGGAACACAGCUGUGGUUGGAAUACAGUGACAUCACUUGAGGUUUCAUCUUUGGCACAUAAAAAGCGGCCGAGAGAAUCGCUCAUCGAGAAUAUUCACCUUGCAGUCACAGCCUAUAUGUGAUUAUUCCUGCGGGGCAUUAAUAAGACACGGAGCCACCAGGAGCAGAAUAUGCACUGGGAAAAAUCAGCAUCAGCUGAACGGACGAGUUCCAAACCCUACCAGGGGGUGAGGGUCAAAGAUCCCGUCAAAGAGCUUCUGAGGAGGAAAAGAGGAAAUGACCUGAACAGCGCCAAGCCUGCACCUGCGACAGCGGUGGUUGUGCCAAACACUGUACUCUCAUCAUAUCCCCAAAUUGCACCAGUGACUCUUUCUGAGGCUGGUUCCAUCAUCCCUGAUUCCCUGGCAGUGGAGGAGGGGACAGCGUGCUCAGGCUGGAUCGCACAGCCUGCCCCCACGACUCUGCAGUCCGUGGCCCCAUGGCCGUGCGCGGAGUACCUGCCCACUGAGCACGGUGGGUCGGCCUACGCCAGUGACAUGUACGUGCAGCCCAUGUGCCCCAGCUACACCGUGGUGGGGCCGCCCUCGGUGCUGACGUACACGCACACACCUCUGUUCACCAACUUCGCUAGCAGACCCCCCCCAUCCUCGGCCUUGCCUCAGCUGGAUCUCCCUGACUCCUCAGUGACCUACCUACCAUGGGCUCAGCCCUUGGCUACCUUCUCUACGGCGGCCGCCCAGUGCCCCCCCUGCACAGCCCCCUUCUUGGCCCCGCCCACCACGGCCGUCACGGUGCCGGAGCUGCAGCGGCGGGAGCAGGCAGGGAACAGUCUGCCCCUGGAGAAACUGCUGGAGGAGGAUGAUGACAAGGACACGUAUAUGGGUGCUCCUUUGCUCUUUAUCGAGGACGUCUGAAGGUCCCUGGCGAAGUGUGUCUGUGUGUGUGUGUGUGUGUGUGUGUGUGUGUGCGUGCGUGCAAUCAAAAAACUAAAAAUGCCUAAAGUCUUGUAUUUUGUUUGGUUACUGAUGCUAAAGUUAGGGGUUAAGGUUG